Porites lobata is the source of this 2893-nucleotide messenger RNA. Lineage: Eukaryota; Metazoa; Cnidaria; Anthozoa; Scleractinia; Poritidae. The record is from the annotation of a GenBank genome assembly.
ACUGUAGCAGCUGUAGUACCUGUAGUAGCCGUAGUACCUGUAGUACCUGUAGUACCUGUAGUAGAUGUAGUAGCUGUAGUACCUGUAGUAGCUGUAGUAGCUGUAGUAGCUGUAGUAGCUGUAGUAGGUGUAGUACCUGUAGUAGGUGUAGUACCUGUAGUAGCUGUAGUAGCUGUAGUAGCUGUAGUAGCUGUAGUAGCUGUAGUAGCUGUAGCAGCUGUAGUAGCUGUAGUACCUGUAGUAGCUGUAGUAGCUGUAGUACCUGUAGUAGGUGUAGUAGCUGUAGUAGCUGUAGCAGCUGUAGUAGCUGUAGUACCUGUAGUAGCUGUAGUAGGUGUAGUAGCUGUAGUAGGUGUAGUACCUGUAGUGCCUGUAGUAGCUGCAGUAGCUGUAGUACCUGUAGUAGCUGUAGUAGGUGUAGUACCUGUAGUAGGUGUAGUAGCUGUAGUAGGUGUAGUAGCUGUAGUACCUGUAGUACCUGUAGUAGCUGUAGUAGGUGUAGUAGGUGUAGUACCUGUAGUACCUGUAGUACCUGUAGUAGCUGUAGUAGCUGUAGUAGCUGUAGUACCUGUAGUAGCUGUAGUAGGUGUAGUACCUGUAGUACCUGUAGUACCUGUAGUACCUGUAGUACCUGUAGUACCUGUAGUAGCUGUAGUAGCUGUAGUAGCUGUAGUACCUGUAGUAGGUGUAGUACCUGUAGUAGCUGUAGUACUUGUAGUAGCUGUAGUAGCUGUAGUACCUGUAGUAGCUGUAGUAGCUGUAGUACCUGUAGUACCUGUAGUACCUGUAGUAGGUGUAGUAGCUGUAGUAGCUGUAGUAGGUGUAGUACCUGUAGUAGGUGUAGUAGCUGUAGUAGGUGUAGUAGGUGUAGUAGCAAUAGUAAUAGUAAUAAAUUGCUUUAUUUGCAUGACCGCAUCAUUUUACAGUAUUGCAAAAGCAUGUAUAUGACAAUCAAAAUAUAAAACAAAACAGCGCUAAUAAUAAUCUAGAAAAAUUCGGUUACAUUACUAACAAUGAAUCACGUAUUUUCAUGCAGGAGGAAACAAACUUCAUAACUAACUUAUUUACAUGAUGUUCCUUCGAAUUCAUUAUCAGUGUUAUGCUUUCUGGAGGUGACUUCUUGUCAAAGUCAGGUAUUAUUCGAUUGAUUUGAUUAAUAAAUGCCUGUCUCUGUACUGAGUAUUUGUCACAUUGAAAGAGGAAAUAAAUCUCAUCUUCUACCUGAUUUGAGUUACAUAAAGGACAUAAUCUAUUUUCUCUUGGCAAAUGAUCGAUUUGGUAUCGACCAUGUUCAAUCAUAAGUUUGUGAUUACUUAUUUUAAAUUUAACAAAAUUCUGUCGUUCGUCAUAAUGUCUUAGCUGGUAGAGAUAAUCAGAUGUAGAAUAUUCAUCUUUAAAAUUUUUAUAAAAUUCUAGUUUUUUUGAAUUUUCGAGGCUGUGCCGCCAAAAAGAUAGAUAUUUCUCUCUCAUUUCUGUGGUAUAUCGUCUAAUUUUAUCAUUAUCUAGAGAUUCAGCAUCUAAACUGGUUAGAUUGUAUUGUUCAAGCAUGUUUAUGAAAUUGGAAAAAUAUCCGGAAUUAUUCAUAGAAUGUAGAUUCUUUGACAUAAGGAAAGACUGUUUGACUAUAGAGUCAUUAUCUUUGUUGUUGAGGUAAACAAAAUAUUUCAUAAUUUUCUGAUUUACCGGGAUAAGCAGCGGCAGUCUAUCAAGUUCAGCUCUGCAGGCUAUGUUAGAGGCCUUAUUGUUAACCUCUAAGUAACGUUUACAGAAUUUGAGGUGGAUUUUUUCUAUUGGGUAGCUAUCCCAUUUUUUAAAAUCUUGCUUGGUAUACAUUCUCCAUACCUCGCUGUUGUAACUCAAGAUUGGGAAUACCAUGGUGUCAAAAAAUUUGGGAUGCAGUAUUAGGAUUAAGUUUGUUAAGAAUUGUCCGCUUCCGAAUACUAGAAAACGCGUGAAGGGCCUUUUCUUUUAAGUGUUCGAGUGCAAGUGUAAAGUUUCCCGUUGGAGUUAAACGUGUACCUAAAUAAGUGUAUUCUUGGACAAUUUCAAUUGGCUCACUGCCUAUGUUGAAUUUGAUGUCAAUAGAUUUUUUUGGGCGUUUCUGGAAUAUCAUAAUUUUUGUUUUCUUCGGAUUAAUUUUUAGCUUCCAUUUGUCACAAUACAAAGAAAGCGCAUUUAAACAGUUCUGUAAUCCAGUUUUCGAUCUUGAUAGAAUAACUAAAUCAUCUGCGUAGAAAAGUGAAUUUAUUUUUCUCCCAUUUGGGAGAACAAAUGGGUCAGAUAAGGUGUUUUCGAAUAAAAGUGGUAGAUUGUUUAAAUAGAGGUUAAAUAAAAGAGGACUUAAAAUACAGCCUUGACGCACACCCCUGUAAUAUGAAAAAGGCUGUGUUUUGUUUUAACCGAUUUUGAUGGAACAUGUCGAGUUGCAAUAAAGACUUUUCAUGAGGUUGUAGCUGUAGUACCUGUAGUACCUGUAGUAGCUGUAGUAGGUGUAGUAGGUGUAGUACCUGUAGUACCUGUAGUACCUGUAGUACCUGUAGUACCUGUAGUAGCUGUAGUAGCUGUAGUAGCUGUAGUACCUGUAGUAGAUGUAGUACCUGUAGUACCUGUAGUACCUGUAGUAGCUGUAGUAGCUGUAGUAGCUGUAGUAGCUGUAGUACCUGUAGUAGCUGUAGUACCUGUAGUAGCUGUAGUACCUGUAGUAGCUGUAGUAGCUGUAGUAGCUGUAGUAGCUGUAGUAGCUGUAGUAGCUGUAGUACCUGUAGUAGGUGUAGUACCUGUAGUAGCUGUAGUAGCUGUAGUAGCUGUAGUAGCUGUAGUAGCUGUAGUACCUGUAGUAGGUGUAGUAGCUGUAGUAGGUGUAGUAGCUGUAGUAGCUGUAGUAGCUGUAGUA